Molecule: messenger RNA, 1527 nt
Organism: Cinclus cinclus
Lineage: Eukaryota; Metazoa; Chordata; Aves; Passeriformes; Cinclidae
Gene: MCRS1
Product: microspherule protein 1
Exons: 13
Coding region: 18-1382 (454 amino acids)
Biological process (GO): positive regulation of transcription by RNA polymerase II
Cellular component (GO): MLL1 complex; Ino80 complex; NSL complex
Molecular function (GO): protein binding; G-quadruplex RNA binding
Source: RefSeq, a predicted model, not a curated record
GUCCCCAGAUUGCCACCAUGGCCACGAGCCGCUCGGAGGAUGAGGAGUCCCUGGCGGGGCCCAAGCGGGGCCCGGCCACCCCCGCGGGGACCGUCCCCAAACGGCGGAGCUCGUCCAGGUUCAUCAAGAGGCGGAAGUUCGAUGAUGAACUGGUCGAGAGCAGCUUGGCCAAGUCCUCGAGGGCCAAGGGGGGUCCCGAGCCCCCCCCCAGGCCCGGGGGCACCGCGGGCACCACGGGGGGGGGAGGGGUGGCCGGAGACCCCUCCCCCGGAGAGAGGAAAAAGGUGUCCCGGGCCGUGCCCCCCCCGCCCCCCCCCGGGCCCGGCCCCCCCCCAGCGCUGCCCAAGAGGCUCAAGAAGAGCAAACCCAGCCCCGCCCCCCGCGACCUGGGCAGGUGGAAACCUGCGGAUGACCUGCUGCUCAUCAACGCUGUGCUGCAGACCAACGACCUGACCUCGGUGCACCUGGGGGUGAAGUUCAGCUGCCGCUUCACCUUGAGGGAGAUCCAGGAGCGCUGGUACUCGCUGCUCUACGACCCCGUCAUCUGCAAGCUGUCCUGCCAGGCCAUGCGCCAGCUGCACCCCGAGGCUGUGGCCGCCAUCCAGAGCAAGGUCCUGUUCAGCAAGGCUGAGGAGCAGCUGCUGACCCGCGUGCCAUCGAGCCCUGUCCCCUCGCUGGACACCUUCCAGGAUCUCCUGCAGCGCCACCCGGCCGUGUUUUACCCUGCCAGGACCCCCAAGGCCCUGCAGCUGCACUGGCAGCUCCUGCGCCAGUACCACCUGCUGCAGGACCAGACAGUGCAGCCCCUCCCCAAGGGGGAUCAGGUGCUGAACUUCUCGGACGCCGAGGAGCUGCUGGACGACGGCAAACUCAGGGAUGUGCGAGACGAGGUCCUGGAGCACGAGCUGACGGUCGCUGAUCGCCGUCAGAAGCGCGAGAUCCGGCAGUUGGAGCAGGAGCUGCAGCGCUGGCAGGUGCUGGUGGAUUCCAUCACAGGGAUGAGCUCCCCGGAUUUUGACAGUCAGACUCUGGCCGUGCUGCGGGGUCGGAUGGUUCGGUACCUGAUGAGAUCACGGGAGAUCACCCUGGGCAGAGCCACCAAGGACAACCAGAUCGACGUGGACCUGGCCCUGGAGGGCCCGGCCUGGAAAAUCUCCCGCAAGCAGGGGGUGAUCAAGCUGAAGAACAACGGGGAUUUCUUCAUUGCCAACGAGGGCCGGAGGCCGAUCUUCAUCGACGGGCGCCCGGUGCUGGGGGGCAGCAAAUGGAAACUGAGCAACAACUCCGUGGUGGAGAUCGCCAGCCUGCGUUUCGUGUUCCUCAUCAAUCAGGAGCUGAUCGCGCUCAUCCGCAGCGAGGCCGCGCGCCUCGGCCCCCAGUGACACCAGUACGGCACCAGUACGGCACUGGGAGCUGCCCAGUGACACCAGUACGGCACCAGUACGGCACUGGGAGCUGCCCAGUGACACCAGUACGGCACUGGGAGCGCCCCAGUGACACCAGUACGGCACUGGGAGCUGCCCAGUG